AUGAAGGAGUUUGCAAAAAAAGACAUCGCCCCUUCCGCCACCAGCCUGGAGCAAGAUGUUAUCGGGAAAGACGACCCCGAGUACAGGAAGUACUUUGAUUUCCACCUGCAAAAACAGUGGAUUGAUUCGAUUGUGGAUGAGCUGGAAGAUCAGCUGGUUCUCUUUUUUCGAGUUUACUCUGGCAUCAAGAGAUUGCACAAUUCAGAGUUGCGGAAUAAUUUGAAAAUAAAAAUUGAAGAGUUGCUGAAAAGUGAUGCUGGUGUUGAGGAUUUUGUACAGAAGCUGGAAGAAAUUUUAGUAACCUGUAGCUUCGAAAAUGUAGAGGCUCCAGACAAUUGCUAUCACAUAUUGGAAUCCAUUCGAACGCUUCGAAACAUGCUCCCUAUAAAGGAAGAGGUUUUGCAACCAUACAUUUACAAACAAUCAGAAAAGUCAAAACUUCAAUACAUAACCGGAAUUUUAGUUAGCAAAGGUAAAAUAAACAAUUUGAGAAGGAAAGUUCAAGCAACUCAAAAAGCGAUUGACGAGAUGAAAAUGGAAAUAUUUUUGCUGAAAGAGAGAAGCCCACGUGAGAUUCAGGACAUCGUCGAUGAGUCCGAGUUGGAACUGAUUGCACUACGCCAAAGUGGAGAUCGUAGCUUUGCACAUCUUCAAGAGGAAGUUUCGCGAAAGGUGCUCGAUUUGGAAAAUAGCAAAGAAUAUCGAGCUCUGGUUGACGAGCACAACCAAAAACGGCGCAAAAUCACCAAACUUACCGUCCAACUGCAGCUGUGGAUCAAGCAGUACGACAAAUUUGUCGGAGAACCAAUGAAGGAACUCGAAGCGCUUGAGAACGAUGUCGCUCAGUUUCCGGAAUGGAAAGAAACGGUGUAUGAUCCGCAGCAGGAACAACUGGAGCAGCUGACGUUCAACGUAGAAGUCCUUGAGGCAGAGCUGAUCGAGGAGCAGGUUGAAAAGUUCCGGAUUGCGCACGCCGCCAGGGUGCUGCAACGAGCUUGGCGCCAAGUGCUGGUGAAAAAGGCAGCCAAAAAGAAGAAGAAGGGAAAGAAGGGCAAAGGAAAGGGUAAAAAGAAGGUGUAG
Molecule: messenger RNA, 1080 nt
Organism: Culex quinquefasciatus (southern house mosquito)
Lineage: Eukaryota; Metazoa; Arthropoda; Insecta; Diptera; Culicidae
Exons: 2
Coding region: 1-1080 (359 amino acids)
Source: RefSeq, a predicted model, not a curated record